Messenger RNA from Galendromus occidentalis (western predatory mite), 1059 nucleotides. RefSeq names its product forkhead box protein D3-A-like. Gene Ontology annotation, molecular function: RNA polymerase II cis-regulatory region sequence-specific DNA binding; DNA-binding transcription factor activity, RNA polymerase II-specific. Bases 172 to 1059 code for a protein of 295 amino acids. The transcript has a single exon. NCBI's taxonomy places the organism in Eukaryota, Metazoa, Arthropoda, Arachnida, Mesostigmata, Phytoseiidae. The record is from RefSeq and is a predicted model, not a curated record. Gene Ontology annotation, biological process: cell differentiation; regulation of transcription by RNA polymerase II; anatomical structure morphogenesis.
AGUGCUAAACGCUCUCGUCGAAAAUCAGCUCGAUCUUGAAGAUCCCGGAACCGCAUAAGUAGCGGCUCACGUUCCCGUUCAUUCUGACUGCGACGGAACCCCUCGUGCACCGAAUACGCAACCUGCGACGAACAGGACCCUCGACAGAAAUCACGGCUUCUCGAGACGGACAUGGAGAAAGCUGCUGAGAUGGCAACUCAAUUUCCCCUUAACGCAAACCAGCUCUUGAGCUUCGCUCAACACCUCAAUCAGAGUCCCUUCUCGUCAGAGGAUCACAAUAAGUUCGAUCUGGACGACUCGUCCGACGAAGAACUACCGAUCCAAGUGACAGACGAAGAAGAUGAGGACAUGACCGGCCAGAAAGAUCCUGACGGAAACGAGAAAAAGCGUGACAAAUCCCACCUCGUCAAACCUCCGUACUCGUACAUCGCUUUAAUCACAAUGGCUAUUUUGCAAUCGCCCGGUCGUAAGCUCACGCUCAGUGGGAUCUGUGAUUUCAUCAAGAACCGUUUUCCGUAUUAUCGGGAGAAAUAUCCGAUGUGGCAGAACUCCAUCCGUCACAAUCUCUCGCUGAACGACUGUUUCGUAAAAAUUCCUCGCGAGCCCGGGAACCCCGGCAAAGGGAAUUAUUGGACACUCGAUCCAGCCAGUGAAGACAUGUUCGACAACGGCAGCUUUCUGCGCCGCCGCAAACGCUACAAGCGUCAGCAGCCGGAUCACCAACAGAUGAUAAUGCGAGAGCAGUUUUUCCUCGACGCUUUGCGUCACCCUUUCGGUCCAGGUCAGAUGACGGGGGUUCCGAUGCAGAUGCCUUAUCAUUUAUUGCCGCCGAUGAUCCCGCAAAUACCUUUCCUCGCGCCGCUGCCAGCGAUGAAACUAUCUCCACCUUCGGCGCCGGUUUCGCCGACAACUACGCCUUCGUCACCUCCACUGAAGGCGGCUAACUUCAGCAUCGAUGCCCUGAUCGGCACCGACCGGAAAUCCCCUGCAGCGAGUAUCGGAGGGAACACGAUGCCAUCGCUCCCACCUUUGCCCCUACCACUGAACUGGAUUCGAUGA